This is a messenger RNA of Prorocentrum cordatum, 1140 nucleotides long. NCBI's taxonomy places the organism in Eukaryota, Dinophyceae, Prorocentrales, Prorocentraceae. The record is from the annotation of a GenBank genome assembly.
AUGCGACCGCCGGGCAAGGCCGCCAUACAGUACAGCCUGGCCAGGAUCGACGUCAUCGAGUUCGAGCGGCUCUGCGGGCGCAGCGUGGAGGCCGUCCGGAGCCGCCUGGGCUACUUCGAGAGGGCCCGCAGCUCCUUGUCGUCGCUGCUGAGGGCCGGGUCGGCUCCUGGCGACUACGUGUCCAACAUGCUGCCGUACCGCUACCGCGCGGGGGAGGAGUUCGAGGACCUGCUGUCGGAGGCCCACGCGAACGCCGACGCCUUCGGCCAGGCCGAGGGCUUCCGGCCCGUGAUCCUGGUGGACACUUCGGGGGCCGUGGGCGAGCUGCUGCCGUACAUCCGCCUGUCCCUGAAGCGGAUGCUCUAUCCGAUGGGGCUUACGCAUUUAUUUGGCUGUUCCCGCGACCAGGCGAAAGAGGCAGUCCCGAAGCAGCGUGAGCACCGCGCCCGUCUGGCCGCCAAGAAGAGGCGCACGGAGGACGUGGCCGCGGCAAUCUCGGGCAGCGACACAGUCUCGGUGAUGGCGGCCGACGCCGCGGACUGGAUCCGCUGCCUGAAGUACCUAAAGGAUGCUGUUGCGUUGCAGGAAGUUCAGAUUUCCCCCGCUGCCGAGGACGAGUGCGAAGCUAGGAUGUGGAAGUGGUCCUGGGCCACCGUGAUCAAUCCGAGUGGCGUCGCUAAGGAGUGGUUCGACAGGCUGCGGCCUUUGCGGAAGUCCGCCAACCUGCUGGGCGGCCUGCAGACGGUCCUGCAGCAGCAGGACGCCGACAUGAUCUACGUGAUCUCCUCUGGCCUGCCGCGCCGCGACCACGCGGACUACAUCCUGAGCGAGGUCAGAGCCGCAAACGCGAAGGGCGUCCCGAUCAACGUGGUCGGCAUCGACUGCGACGACAAGGGGGAGUACGGCCUGCGCGAGCUGGCCCGGCAGCACGGAGGAACCUUCCGCCACAAGCGCUUCAGCGGCCCCGACCCCGACGUGUUCCGCGAGAAGGCGCAGCCCGAGGCGCCGAGAGUCGAGGAUACCCGGUUGUCCAUCGGCGGGCAGAUGGAUAUCCUCGACAUCAUGGCCAAGGAUCGCAGGAGGUGCAGCUGGCGGACUGGCUCGAGGAGCAGAAGUGCGCGAACCGCCUGCUGCUGCUGA